Messenger RNA from Suillus fuscotomentosus, 1272 nucleotides. RefSeq lists its product as uncharacterized. The coding region runs from base 1 to 1272 and encodes 423 amino acids. Lineage: Eukaryota; Fungi; Basidiomycota; Agaricomycetes; Boletales; Suillaceae. The transcript has 2 exons. The record is from RefSeq and is a predicted model, not a curated record.
AUGACCAAAGCUGCAACUGCCUCCGCACAACAUAUGAUGACAGACUCUCGGGACAACAAAUGUGCCAGACAAAACCCGCAUCUCUCUGACAUGUCCGAAUCGGACGAGGAAGGCCUGAGCUCCACCAAGAAACCCACCCUUGCAGUGAACCCUGCCCCCCAACCCACCCCCCAGCCCAUUGCCCAACCAACUGCCCAACCUCCCCCCCAACUCACCUUACAUGUGCAACAACUAGAUCUAACAUCUCUACCGUCAGUCAACGGUGUGCUAACCCUCAACAACGGCCUCAGGCUGACCGCCCCUCCGACAGGCGGCUUCCUGACUCCCCAGUUAGGGCAAUUGGUCUGGCGCAACGUUGCCCUCGCGCUUCGAGACAAGUGGCCCCAGAAGGAAGGACCCAAGGCCUGGGCACGUACCUUUAGAGCCCAAUAUGAGGAGAAUGCGCAGAUGACCAACAUCAAAAUGCGCAACCUCAUCGCUCUUAUCAUUGGAGAAGCAGCGGCAUCUUCCCUUCUAAUCAGUACCCCAUCCGCAGAGGGAGAAUUGUUUGAACGCCUCCAGCCCCCUUACAACUUCCUCAUCUCGGGCGUCCCCCAAAGCGCUAUCACAAGGCUGACAGGGCUUGGUGUCUGCUCCUCUCCAGACAUCACCUGUUUCUUUAUACCCUACAACCAGCCCCUGCCAAAAUACAUCUGCACACUCGAGUGCUUCACCUUCCCCGACUGCGAAGGAAGUAACUCUGGCAUCGCGGCCCUAGUGAAACAAACAAUCCGCAUGCACCCCAAUAUAUCCCACUUCAUUCACCAACACAUACCCUCGCCAGACGCCGAAGCAGCCAUUAAAGCCAUCGACUCAAUCCGAGUCACAAGUCUCAGCAUUGCGGUCUCGCGCAACUUAUCUCACACUGUCUGGAACAUUUACGUGGACUCCCCUCCCAACCUAUCGCUCAAAGACUACUUUGAGUGGUCAAACCUCAUCCGAGACCUCCAGUUCACUUCAGAAGAUUAUGGGACUGGCCUAGUCUGUUCUGAGGACCGCCAGUUCCUAUGCACAGGCUGCAAGUCAUAUGAUCACCCUACGGGCCUCUGCCCGUUCCCGAAGAUUUUGGGGUGGUUCAGCCCCGCAACGAGCACUAAUGAUGACACGUCUAACGUCUCCUUAGAUAACAGAGCGCACACCUCUCAAAAUUCCAGAGGUAACCCUAACCGGGGAGGAAGAGGACUAGUAGGCAGAGGCCGAGGCCGCGGAAAGAGAGGUCGAGGCCAGUACUAA